GAUGAUUAAAAUACAUUUUAAUCAACGAUAUACUGGUGAGACUAGAUUUUACUACUUGAAUGAAAUAUUAACUUAUAUCUUAACAUUCAGAGUUAUAUUACUUAUAAAUAUUACUCUAAAAUUCUCAUGCUUUUACAGUAGUCAAAUAGGGAGAUUAUGGUUGAAAUAUAUAUUGUAUUUUUAGUCGUGUUUACUCAACGAAUUUUGAUACUCAUUUAGUAUUCAAGUUAUGCAUGAAAUAUCUUCCAGGAUAGACAUUGAUGGGUUUGUUCGUGAGUGGGAUGGUUCUGUUUGGUUAUAGUUUAGAGAUAGCUGAGAGAGCACUUUAUAGAGAUGAAAUAGGAAAUAGUAUGUAUAGUGUAAUGACAUCUUUAUGGGUGACCUUAACAACAAUAGCAACAGUUGGAUAUGGUGAAUUUUAUCCAACAACUGAUUUAGGUCGUAUAUCAAUGGCAGUUUGUGUAUUUUGGGGUGUUUCAUACACAUCAUUAUUUACAGCGAUGUUAGAUUCAAUGUUUGAACGGAUGAAUGGCGAAGAAAUGGUAUGGGCUUUAUUAGAAAAGACUAGCGUGACUAAUUUAAUGAGAUAUUUAAGUUAGGAUUUAAUUGUGAGGAUUUAGAAGGUUAAAAUAAAGAAAGAAGAGAGUAGCAAUAUUCUCAUGAUAUAGGAUUCAAUAAAUGCAUUAAAAUAAAUGAAAAGAUAAUACAGGAAUAUUGAUGGAGAAGAUUCUAUGUCUAAAGCAAAGAGAAAGUUUAAGGAUAUUAAUUUCAUGUUUCAUGAAUACUUUUUAUUACUGAAGGAAUUUAAACGCUUACAAUUAAUAAAUACAAUUAAUUACCAUUAUGUGUAUGAAUCACAUAUAUGUUCUAGUUAGAAAUAAAACUCAAAUCAUCUGUAAACUAAUCAAACGGAUGAUAAAUAGAGUAAGGAUGAGGCAUUUUUUGAAAAGUUACAAGAAGAAGAAUCUGAUUUAUAAGUGAUGGAGUUUCAUGAUUGA
Messenger RNA from Paramecium sonneborni, 998 nucleotides. NCBI's taxonomy places the organism in Eukaryota, Ciliophora, Oligohymenophorea, Peniculida, Parameciidae. The record is from the annotation of a GenBank genome assembly.